Rhizoctonia solani is the source of this 483-nucleotide messenger RNA. RefSeq lists its product as uncharacterized. The coding region runs from base 1 to 483 and encodes 160 amino acids. The record is from RefSeq and is a predicted model, not a curated record. NCBI's taxonomy places the organism in Eukaryota, Fungi, Basidiomycota, Agaricomycetes, Cantharellales, Ceratobasidiaceae. The transcript is spliced from 5 exons.
AUGUUCUUCAACUUUGCUUCUAUCGCAUCCGCCGCUGUUCUCGCUCUUCCUCUCGUUGGGGUUGCUGCCAACCCGGUCCCUCACAAUGCACGCACCGAGUGGGAAUCUCCCAAGACCCACGAAGUGACUGUUGGUGCGUGGGGACAGCUGCGAUACAAUCCCGAGUUCGUACAUGCCAAAGUUGGAGACUACAUCAAGUUCGAGUUCCAUCCGAAGAAUCACACGGUGACCGAGAGCUCGUUCGGCAAGCCAUGCAGCGCAAUUGAUGGAGGAUUCCGCACCGGCUUUGUUCCAGUUGCAGAGGAAGACAAGCACGACCUUCCGAUACGCAAAUUCAAAGUUACUGAUGAGAAGCCACAUUGGUUCUACUGCGGCCAGAUUGGUCAUUGUCCCGCAGGCAUGGUGUUUGCCGUCAAUCCACCUAACGAGGGAAAUACAUUCGAGAAGUUCCAAUCAAUGGCCAAGGAAUCAGGAGGAAAGUGA